ACCCAGGCGCCCCAAUGUUUAUUUAUUUUUAAGAGACAGAAACAGAGCACAAGCUGGGGAGGGACAGAGAGAGAAGGAGACACAGGAUCCAAAGCAGGCUCCAGGCUCCAAGCUGUCAGCACAGAGCCCAACGCGGGGCUCGAACUCAUGAGCCGCGAGAUCAUGACCUGAGCCGAAGUCGGACGCUUAACUGACUGAACCACCUAGGCACCCCUCUCAUAAUAAAUAUUUUUUAAAAAUAAAAUAAAAUGGGGACAGCAUUUUUGUCUGAAGAGCCAAGUUCCUGGGUUAACUAAAACAUGAACUUACCCAGAACAUCACAUUCUACUGUUCAUCCAACAAAUACCUAUUGAGCGAUAUUUAUAUGCUAGGUUUUUUUGGGGGUGGGGGAACUACAGUAAAGACAAUUCCUGCUCUCAAGUCACUUACAGUCUGGGGCGGAGACGUGAAGAAACAGUUUGAGCACCAAGUACUCUGACAGAGACACGUGCAUGUGGCUUGGAGGAGAUACAGGUCGGGAUCCCAAGGAAAACAGCCCUGACUCAGCCUUAAGAACUCCAUCCUUCUCUCUCUCAACAGCACACGUGCGAUUGUGUUUGGGACCCACUAGGAUAACCUAGGAGGAUCCCCUCUUCUCUAGAUCCUUAAUUACGUCUUCUGCACAUAUGGUAACGUCCGCACUUUCCAGGGAAUUGGCACAGAUAUCCUGGGGGUGGGGGAUCCAUUCACAGACCUUUACAAGUUCACAGAGACUGGGGAGAACCACCUUGAGAAAAUCUGCACUGCCCUGCAUUCUCCUCCCCACUUCCCUCCCUUUUACCCUAGCUCUUAUUUAAAAUAACCUACAUUUGUAUACAGUUUUAUGGCUUAAAAGGUUAUUAUGCAUUUAUAAGCUCAUUUCAGUCCCAUAAAAACCUAUAAAUUUUGCAUUAUCCCUAUAAUUCCAUUGGCAAAGAGUAAAUGGAGGUUCAUAGAGAUUAUGUGACCUGACCAAGGUCACGAGUGCUGGAAAGAGUGAGCACUGGGCUCCAACCUGAGUCUUUGGCCACAACUCCUGUGGCUCCUGCCGUCAUCACCUGCCUGAAUCUUGACGGGGCAUCGAGAGGUUCCGAGACCGGGACUGGGAGAUGCCCUUGGAGUACAUUCAGCUCUCCCUGCUCCUCCUGCUGAGCACAGCUAAAAACACUGGGUGUUUUCUAUAAAACCAGCAUAAGAAGACCCUGAAAGGUGGGAAGAAGAAGGCAGACUGACUAGGGACCUUGGAGCCCGAGGAGGGACGUGGCAGUGAGUUCCCUGGGUUUUCUUUUUGUUUCCUACAUCCUGGACUGGGUGCUGGAAAAGCAACCCAGAAAUGCCAAUGGGCACAGACAAAAUAAAGUCUCAAGAAAAGCCUGCUUGCUUUCUCUAGCUGGAAAAACAAAACUAGGAAAGAGGCAAUCCAGCAAGACAUAAAAGUUUUGGACAAUAAUUGCCCUACCCUAGCCAAACACCAUGGAAAAAAUCAUGGCCCCACCUCCACCACAUAAGCAAAGACCAAGUGGGGACCCCAGGCUCCCACCCUUGCCCAACUAUAAUUAGGUACUCCUCCUCACGUCCCACCCCAGGCUGCUAGGGUAGUGUCAUAGAAGACACAGUGGGAUCCAGAGUGUCAUAGAAGACAUCCCUGCCCAGAGGUAAUGAAUUCGCCAUCCAAGAGUUACAAGGUGCCCUUCCCUGUCCUGCCAGAGUGUCAGAGGAGGCCAACUGGGGGGAUCUAAAAUCCCAUAUCCACCCAGCAGUGAGGACUUACCUCUCUCCAACCCAGGUUUGACAAAGGAGGCCAAGUGGAGAACCCAGACCUUCACCCCACCUGGCAUUACUGGGGAGAUGCCCCCACCCACAACUGGCAUGAAGUCAGAGGAAACUUGCUGAAAUAGAAGAUGUAAAUAAGAUCCAGAGUCUCCUAACACCCAAAUGUCCAGAAUACGAUCAAAAUCAUACAUCAUACCAAGAACCAGGAAAAUCUCAAAUUAAAGAAAAAGAAAAGAAGAUAAUAAGCAGAUGCCAACAGCACGAUGGUGCAGAUAUGGGAAUUAUCUGACAGGGAUUUUAAGGAAUCAUAAAAAUGCUUCAACAAGGAAUUAUGAAUACACUUGAAACAAAUACAAAGUAGAAUAUCUCAGUGAAGGGGUGCCAGGGUGGCUCAGUCGGUUAAGGGUUCAGCUCUUGCUUUCAGCUCAGGUCGUGAUCUCACAGUUUGUGAGAUUGAGCCCCACGUUGGGCUCUGUGUCUGGGCUCAAGCAUGGAGCCCACUUGGGCUUCUCUCUCUGUCUCUCUCUCUCUCUCUCUCUCUCUCUGUCUGCCUCUCCGCAACUAGGACGUUGAGAGGACUCUCUCAAAAUAAAUAAACUUAAAAAAAAAAAAAAGAAAAUCUCAGUGAAGAAAUCAACGAUAUAAAGGAGAACCAAAUAGAAAUUCCAGAACUGCAAAAUAUAAUUACCCAAGUAAAAAAACUCCAAGGAAGGGAGGACUCAACCUCAGAAUGGAGGGGGACAGAGGAAAGGACCCAUGAACUUGAAGAUGGAACAGUACAAUUGAGCCAAGCUGAACAACAGGAAGUGGGGUAAAAAAAACAAACUUAGGUUUCUGAAUCAUCAUGUCUUGCAGUUGAAGCAAAAAAUAUAACAUUGCUGAAUGUGAUUUUCAACAUAUCCAGAGGAAAUACUUACGUUAUACUGCAAAUGGAUAAGGGUGAAGGAACGGAGAGGGAGGUGGUACUUUUUCUACACUUGUCUCCCAACUGGUAAGCAGUGGACACCACUAGGUCUUCAUGCUGACAGAGUAAUUCUGUAUCGUGAUUUCAGCGGUGGUUAUAAGACUCUGCAUGGAUGAUAAAAUGCCAUAGAACUAUAUGCACACAUUUGCCCCAAUGUCUGUUCACUGGCUUUGAUUUUGUGCUAUGGUCGUACUCCGUUACAUGGCUUCUCUCUCUACUCUCUGUGCAACUUCCUAAGUGUCUGAAACGAUUUCAAAACGAAAAGGAAAAAGAUAAGGGGAUUGAAGGGGCAUCUUCACAAGCAAUGGGGAACGCUUUCCAUUCUAGAGGCCAGGCGUGAAGGGAGGCGUGCUCAGAGGACAGAGGUUUGCAGACUAGAACCUUCAGUGCAGACCCAGCCUCACCCUCAAGUGACAUCACAAAGCCUCAGACGCCCCCGCCCACCACCCAGAAGUUUUAUCAAUUAAGCCAUCAGCUCAGGACUAUAUUUGCACUGGAAGCUGUUGUCCAACCUGGCCGAGCACACAUCUCCUCUCCCUGUUCAGUUAUGUCCGAGGAAAAUGGCGCCAUGCAAGCAGCAGGGUCAACAGACGUGUGACUGCAGCUCCUCACCCACUCUGAGGAUAUAACAAAGAGCCGCCUGGUUCUCCUGGUGCGUAGUCAUUGGGGGAGUCUGCUCAUACACUUAGCUCAGCCCUCUCAGAGAACCCUAUGUCUUCCUCACAACUCCCAGCCUUCCUGUGGGACAAGAGCACACUCACCACCGCCAUAUCUGACCCUGCUCGCCUAGUAAAGGUUCUCUUCUUCUUUGCACUCCUGAUGACCUUAGUCACUCUACUCAUCCUGGUCUGGAAGGUAACCAAAGACCGAGGCAACAAGAACAGAGAGCCAGACCCGAGAAAGGAAGAUACUCUGCUGGUGCGAAGGUGGACAGUCACUGCCAAGGACUCCAUUGAGGGGAAGCCUGGAGGCUCAGGAGGCAGCGUCAUCCUGGAGCCAGAACCUGAGGAGGAAGAGCUGCUUUGCGGGGGAGGUCCCCCCGGGGGGGCCCCCCAGGGCCUCCCCCCUCCUCCACCACCACUUAUGUAAUUCACACUCAUCUUGCUGUUCUCUGGCUCAUCCAGGCUGCCAGGUUUGAAUGUCUUCUCUCUGUGGAUCUUCUAGACUGAAAUUAUAAAUGGCUCUUGAUUUCUGCAUUAACCGAGGAAAAAACAAACACGUGGAGAAUUAAAAAUUGAUUACAAAGCCCACAUCUUCCUUUCUAAAUUGGGCAUGUGUUGACUCUGGGAUAUUGAAAUUAUUGGGAGCUCACAGCAUCUCUGACUAUAUAAUGAAGCUAUACCAGAAGCUCGGUUCCAGAAGAUCCUUGAAAUAGAACAGCUCACCUACUCCAAAUUCUAGGUAAAAUGCUCCCUCCUCUUCACCUAAUUCUAAGAAUAAAAAGUAUUAUUGCUCUCAAAAAAUGA
Neofelis nebulosa (Clouded leopard) is the source of this 4221-nucleotide messenger RNA. RefSeq names its product small integral membrane protein 42 (gene SMIM42). The transcript has 2 exons. The record is from RefSeq and is a predicted model, not a curated record. The coding region runs from base 3467 to 3844 and encodes 125 amino acids. Lineage: Eukaryota; Metazoa; Chordata; Mammalia; Carnivora; Felidae.